Messenger RNA from Lontra canadensis (Northern American river otter), 2692 nucleotides. RefSeq names its product malic enzyme 2 (gene ME2). Gene Ontology annotation, molecular function: NAD binding; malate dehydrogenase (decarboxylating) (NAD+) activity; malate dehydrogenase (decarboxylating) (NADP+) activity. Bases 208 to 1977 code for a protein of 589 amino acids. Lineage: Eukaryota; Metazoa; Chordata; Mammalia; Carnivora; Mustelidae. The transcript is spliced from 16 exons. Gene Ontology annotation, cellular component: mitochondrion. The record is from RefSeq and is a predicted model, not a curated record. Gene Ontology annotation, biological process: pyruvate metabolic process; malate metabolic process.
GCUCGCUACGCCGCCUGCCUGGCUACCUCGCCGGCUGUCUGCCGCCUCUGCCUGUAAGGACCUGAGCUAGCGCCAGCUCCGCGAAGCUCAGGGAAGAGGGGGGCGGACUCGGCCGCCGCUGAGCAUCGGCUGUGUGGGCGGCAGGGCCGCGGCCUCUCCGCCGGCAGCACCACCUGUCGCGGGCCGAGACUUCGGGUGAAAGGAAAGAUGUUGUCCCGGUUAAGAAUAGUUGCUACUCCCUAUACUCUAGCAUGUCGUCAUAUGCACAUAAAAGAAAAAGGCAAGACACUCAUGUUGAACCCAAGAACAAACAAGGGAAUGGCAUUUACAUUACAAGAACGACAAAUGCUUGGUCUUCAAGGACUUCUACCUCCCAAAAUAGAGACACAAGAUAUUCAAGCUUUACGAUUUCAUAGAAACGUAAAAAAAUUGAAUGGCCCUUUGGAAAAAUACAUCUAUAUAAUGGGAAUACAAGAAAGAAAUGAGAAGUUGUUUUAUAGAAUUCUGCAAGAUGAUAUUGAAAGUCUGAUGCCAAUUGUAUACACACCAACAGUGGGUCUUGCCUGCUCCCAAUAUGGACACAUCUUUAGGAGACCUAAGGGAUUAUUUAUUUCAAUCUCAGACAGAGGUCAUGUUAGAUCAAUUGUGGAUAACUGGCCAGAAAAUCAUGUUAAGGCUGUUGUGGUGACUGAUGGAGAGAGAAUUCUGGGUCUUGGAGAUCUGGGUGUCUAUGGAAUGGGAAUUCCAGUAGGAAAACUUUGUUUGUAUACAGCGUGUGCAGGAAUACGGCCUGAUAGAUGCCUGCCUGUGUGUAUUGAUGUAGGAACUGAUAAUCCAGCACUCUUAAAAGAUCCAUUUUACAUGGGCUUAUAUCAGAAAAGAGAUCGAUCACAACGUUAUGAUGACCUGAUUGAUGAGUUUAUGAAAGCCAUUACUGACAGAUAUGGACAGAACACACUUAUUCAGUUUGAAGACUUUGGAAAUCAUAAUGCAUUCAGGUUCUUGAGAAAAUAUCGAGAAAAAUAUUGUACCUUCAAUGAUGAUAUUCAAGGGACAGCUGCAGUAGCCCUAGCUGGUCUUCUCGCCGCACAGAAAGUUAUAGGUAAACCACUCUCAGAUCACAGAGUCCUAUUCCUUGGAGCAGGAGAGGCUGCUCUUGGAAUUGCAAAUCUCAUAGUUAUGGCUAUGGUUGAAAAUGGCCUUUCAGAAGAAGAGGCGCAAAAGAAAAUUUGGAUGUUUGACAAGUUUGGUUUGUUAUUUAAGGGGCGAAAAGCUAAAAUAGAUAGUCAUCAGGAACCAUUUGCUCACUCAGCCCCAGGGAAUAUACCUGAUACUUUUGAAGAAGCAGUAAAUAUUCUCAGGCCUUCAGCUAUAAUUGGAGUUGCAGGAGCUGGCCGACUUUUCACUCCUAGUGUAAUCAAAGCCAUGGCUGAAAUCAAUGAAAGGCCUGUAAUAUUUGCAUUAAGCAAUCCUACAGCAAUGGCUGAGUGCACGGCUGAAGAAGCAUAUACACUUACAGAGGGAAGGUGUUUGUUUGCCAGUGGCAGUCCAUUUGAGCCAGUGAAACUCAGUGAUGGGCAAGUCUUUACACCAGGCCAAGGCAACAAUGUGUAUAUUUUCCCAGGCGUGGCUUUAGCUGUUAUUCUCUGUAACACCCGGCAUAUCAGUGAUCAUGUUUUCCUAGAAGCUGCAAAGGCUCUGACAAAUCAGCUGACAGAUAAAGAGCUAGCUCAAGGGAGACUUUACCCACCACUUGCUGACAUUCAGGAAGUUUCUAUUAACAUUGCUAUUAAAGUCACAGAAUACCUGUACGCGAACAAAAUGGCCUUCCGAUACCCAGAACCUGAAGACAAGGCCAAAUACAUUAGAGAAAGAAUCUGGCGAAGUGAAUACGAUUCCCUGCUCCCGGAUGUCUAUGACUGGCCAGAAUCCCCACUAAGCCCUCCCUUGAUAACGGAAGAGAAGCAGACCCACUGAAAAAUACUUUCCAUGCUUCAGGGAACCCCCCUUAUUUUAUUUUAUUCCAGAGAAAAAGAGAUAAUCUCAAAUUUAUGGGUUUUUCCCUGUGUUUUAUUCUCCCCCACUGCUUUGCUUGACUUUUUUUUUUUUUCCAUGAAUCUGUACUUCCUUAGAGGAUCAACAUGUUGGCUGCAUUGUGAAUGCCCACCAGCGCCCUGCAAUCAAAUAACCAUGAUGCUUUUCUUGUGAUUCGUAGCUCAUAGCACAUCAAAGAGAUGUCACAGAUGUAUUUGUAAAUGUCUUCACUUGUGCUGUUGUUCAUGCUUGCCAAAGUAUUUGCUAUUUACUAUUACAGUAAUGAUCUUCUCUUCCCAGCUCUUUUAGGGGUACUAAGAAAUUUACUUCUGUGGAUACGAGUAUAGAAUUUUAAGAAGCCAAAUUUAACCAGAUUACAAGGACAAACUGUCAGUGUCUAAAAGUUCUUUUAUUUCAGCCUUAUUUUAUCUUCAUGCUCUGAAAUUCCUUUCCAGCUGAUAAAUCUAGAGAAAUGUGAAAAAUCUACCCUGUUAUUUAUUUUCGGGACCUAAAUUGAGGCCCAACUAUAACAUCAGGAGAGAGAAAUGGGAAGUACCACUGUCUUUAGAGAGAUAAACAAAAUAGUCAUUGUUUUCAACAGUGUAUAAAAAUCAUAGUGUAACUUUUUUAUUUAAUAAAGGUAUUAUCUUAAAUUUAA